Sesamum indicum (sesame) is the source of this 1940-nucleotide messenger RNA. The record is from RefSeq and is a predicted model, not a curated record. Lineage: Eukaryota; Viridiplantae; Streptophyta; Magnoliopsida; Lamiales; Pedaliaceae.
UGUCCAAUAGGAUAACUGGGAGCAUCGUGAUAGGGUGAACGUCGUCGUAUUCAACGUCGCCCAGCUUCCCGAAAACGACGCCGUGGCGUCAGCUUCACUUCUUUCUUUCUUCCUCCAUCAUCCCCACUGCUAUACAAAAACACACAGGGACAGCAGGCAAGGGAGAGAGUAAUCCCAUCCUUCGCCGACCACAGAAGCAUCAAAAUAUCUCGCUUUUAUCUCUCUCGAUUAAAAUAAAAUAUUAAAGUAAAAGUACAGAAACAACCGCCCUCCGCCUCUCUUUAUCUGAUUCCCGAGGGCAAAACCGACUUAUCUCUACCCGAUCUCCUCCUUCCCCAUCGGGUCAACUGUCGGAUAACCACCGCCGCCGCCGUUGUUCAGCGAGCCGAGUAAUGUGAAUGAAGAACUGAGUUUCAAUUCUCGAAGCCGGGGUUUUAGGUUUACAGCGGAAUAGUAUUAGCUCAAAUGGAUCGGGCAGCUGUAACAGUGGGUCCGGGUAUGGAUAUGCCGAUCAUGCACGACAGUGAUCGAUACGACUUCGUUCGAGAUAUCGGGUCGGGUAACUUCGGGGUGGCCCGGUUGAUGAGAGAUAAGCAGACAAAAGAGCUGGUUGCGGUUAAGUAUAUUGAGCGAGGGGACAAGAUAGAUGAAAAUGUUCAGAGAGAAAUUAUCAAUCACCGGUCUUUAAGGCACCCUAAUAUUGUUAGAUUUAAAGAGGUGAUUCUGACACCAACUCAUCUGGCUAUUGUGAUGGAGUAUGCAUCUGGUGGAGAAUUAUUUGAGCGCAUAUGCAAUGCAGGACGGUUUAAUGAGGAUGAGGCACGUUUCUUUUUUCAACAGCUAAUAUCUGGAGUCAGCUACUGCCAUUCAAUGCAAAUAUGUCAUCGGGAUUUGAAGCUGGAGAACACACUGUUGGAUGGAAGCCCAGCUCCUCGGUUGAAGAUAUGUGAUUUUGGGUAUUCCAAGUCUUCUUUGCUGCAUUCACAACCAAAAUCUACAGUGGGAACUCCUGCAUAUAUUGCUCCUGAGGUGUUGCUUAGGAAAGAAUAUGAUGGCAAGAUCGCAGAUGUCUGGUCUUGUGGUGUGACUUUAUAUGUUAUGCUGGUUGGUGCUUAUCCAUUUGAAGAUCCUGAAGAACCGAAGGACUUCCGGAAGACAAUACAGAGAAUCUUAAAUGUUCAAUAUUCAAUUCCAGAAAAUUCUUUGUUGCAGACCCUGCACAACGCAUCACAAUACCUGAAAUUAGGAACCAUGUGUGGUUUCUGAAAAACCUCCCUGCUGAUCUAAUGGAUGAGAGGACCAUGGGGAACCAGUUUGAAGAGCCGGACCAGCCCAUGCAGAGCCUGGAAGUCAUCAUGCAGAUAAUCUCGGAAGCCACCAUACCUCCAGCUGGUUUGUAUAAUCUGGACCUGAUGGAUGAUGACAUGGAAGACCUAGAUUCUGAUCCUGACCUUGACGUUGACAGCAGUGGAGAGGUCAUUUAUGCAAUGUGAUUACUGUUGAGGUCUGGUGAAAUUAACCAGAAUCUGCAAAGAAUGGAAGAAUCAUCCUGGCAUAUGCAGCCUGAAGACCUUCAGGCCGUCUAACAAAUGUGUUUUGGAGUCCAGCCAUGGUUCAGGGUAUCAAUCCAGGUUUAGUUAUGAGAUGAGCAAUGUAUACAUUUUCUGUAUCAUUUCUGUUGAAGAGAAAAAGCAUGGAGUGAAUGGAUGCAAGAGGAGAAUACUAAUGGUUAUUAUGUAUCUGCUGGUCAUAUAACUGUAUAUUGCAUCUGAGCCCCCCGUGGUCACUCCUGUCUGCUUAUCUUUUUUUGUAUUGGUUCCAGUGCUUUCUGUUGUUUGUUGGGUUCCUAUAAACAUGUGAUAUGUACCUAUGAUGUACUCAGUUUUAUGGUUUAUCUUGGAGCUUCUAUAGACCUUAUUUUGUUGUAUAUGUAUAGUCUU